Heteronotia binoei (common prickly gecko) is the source of this 2355-nucleotide messenger RNA. It is a transcript of the gene DEUP1, whose product is annotated as deuterosome assembly protein 1. Gene Ontology annotation, cellular component: centriole; deuterosome. Gene Ontology annotation, biological process: centriole replication; de novo centriole assembly involved in multi-ciliated epithelial cell differentiation. The transcript is spliced from 13 exons. The coding region runs from base 211 to 2121 and encodes 636 amino acids. Lineage: Eukaryota; Metazoa; Chordata; Lepidosauria; Squamata; Gekkonidae. The record is from RefSeq and is a predicted model, not a curated record.
GAGAGAAGCCUGCAGGCCGCUCCUGCAACCGCCGCCGCUUCUCCCUCCCGAAGGGGCCGAGAGGGCGCGAUGGGGAAAGGCGGCCUCCGUGGCGGGAGGGAGAGAGCCUGCUGGAGCUGGCAGGCCCCUUCUUCACCCCCGGAGUAAGCAGAAGUGUGGAGCCCGGGAAGGAAGAGCCCAGAGCGCCCGGCAGAUUGAAUAGGUCUUGAAAUGGAGAAGAAAUUAGAGGUUCUACAGGAACAAAUCAUGGCUAGAUCUGUCCCACAUGAUACUGAGCUUCAAGAAUUAAUGCAUCAGAUUGACAUAAUGGUAAACAACAAGAAACGAGAAUGGGAAAAGAACAUGCAGGCUUUAGAAGUCAGGAUGACUAUCCGGGAUCAAGAACUGGCAAAUACGCAAAGAAAGCUAGAUCGGAAAGGUCAAGAGGUUGGGCUGCUAAAACAGAAGCUGGACAGUUUGCAAAAGACUAAAGAUGAGAUGGCUCAGAGUUACGAUGCAGAGUUUCAGGCCCUGAAAGCUCAAUUUGCCAAGCUGACACAAAGCUACGAAAAGCUACAACUGCACCAAUUAAGACAAAAUAAAGCUCAUGGGAAGAGGCAAGGUACAGAAAACCACGAAACACCAUUUCAGCUGAGCUGUCUAAACCAGAAAUUGGAGGAAUUUAAAGCUAAAUCAAAAGAAUGGGAUAAACAAGAAACGCUCUAUCAAAACCAUCUAGUUUCUUUAGAUGCUCAGCAGAAAUUGUUGUCUGAGAAAUGCAGUCUGUUUCAGAAACAAGCGCAGAAUUGCCAAAGCCAGCUUUGUUGCCAAAAGCGAAGCCAGAAGGACGACGGCCCCUGCAGCCAAUGCAAAACGGAGCACCUUGGUGCUCAGCAGGAUGUUUUCGCUGAGCCCUCGGAGAGAAAUGGAUUCUAUAUGGAGAAACUGAAGUCCACUGUGAGUGAAAUAGCAAUGAGCAGGAACAGGCUGCAAGAGGAAAACCUCAGGCUCCAGCAGGAAUUGAAAAUGUACCAGAGAAAGUGCCAGAACAUCGAAGCCAGGCUUACAGGGGUGAAAAAUGAGCUUCAGUCACGUGAGGACCUCUUGAAGAUGGUAGAAAUGGAAUGCCAGCAGUUGCGGAAAGAAGUUACCAAAAUGGAAGAGUAUAAAAAUAAGGAAGUGAAGCUUCAGUCAGCUUACGCUCAGUGCAUCAAGGAGCUGGAGACCAAAAAAGUGGAGAUGCUUGUCUUGAAACAGCAGUGUGAAAAUCAACAAAAAGAGCUAAACCAGAUAAGGGACCGUCUUUAUCAGGAAGCGCAGUCCCAUCGCUCUGAGGUGGAAAGAAUGAGGACAGAAAUCUCUGACCUGACAGAAGAGCUUCAUCAGAAGGAGAUCACUAUAGCAACUAUCACGGAGAAAGCUGCUCUUCUGGAAAGGCAGUUACAAAUGAAAUUAGAGAUAAAAGAGAAAAUGUUAGGGAAACAACAGAUGAUAGAUAUGUAUGAGAAAGAAGACAAGGCCUAUUCAGAUUCCGCUCAUCGGCCGGAGCACGAAGACGAAAGUUUACGCGACAAAUUCGUUCAAUCGCCAGAGGACACCAAAGCGUUUUUCCUGGUGAACUCUGCUACGUACUUCAGAAGGAAUGGUGUCAACCACACUGCAAUGAAAAUGCAAGAAAAGGAAGAGAGACCAGCGCGGAAUGAAAAGGAAUGGACGCCACAAUCUGCAACUUACGAAACCCUUGACCACUGCAGAACCCAGAUUCCUACCUGGAAGGGCCAAGGGGAUAUUGCCAGUACUGAAAACACUGCAAAUUUGCUUUCUCCGAGACCGUGCAGAGAUCGCGAACCUACAAUAGACGGCAGAUCUCGAUCACCACCAGCAGUAUAUCCUGCAUAUUAUGGCAAUUACCUUCCGGAAAGAAAUCAAUCUGAUACGUUGCUCAGCCAUCUUCAUGUUAUAGAAGAAAGCCAGAUGCCUUCCCCGGAGACCUCAUUUCCUGCCACCGCAACAGAGAAGUUCCUCCAAGAGGAAGAGAAGCGAGCGAGAGACUUUGAAAAGGUUUUAAACGCACACAUCGAGGAACUGCAAAGGCAGUCGGGGAAUACCCUAAAGAAAUACGCCGGUCUCAAGCAAAGCUGACAAAAGAUAAGUCUGGGGGGAAAAGAAUAAAUGCUGAGAUGUAGUUACUAUCCCAACACAAAUCUUCUGCUCUAUCAUUAAAAAAAAAAACAACAUUUACCCCCAAGACAAAGAAUGCGAGAUUUCGUAUAUAGUUUGCCUGCUGUCUUUAUUUCGAUGUAAAUAUUUUGUAUUGCAGUUUUUAUGAGAUCUAAAAAUACCUGUAAAUUAAAUAUGAAACCUUUUAAAUCUUAA